This is a messenger RNA of Calidris pugnax (ruff), 3298 nucleotides long. RefSeq names its product leucine rich repeat containing 45 (gene LRRC45). The record is from RefSeq and is a predicted model, not a curated record. The transcript is spliced from 17 exons. The coding region runs from base 37 to 2049 and encodes 670 amino acids. Lineage: Eukaryota; Metazoa; Chordata; Aves; Charadriiformes; Scolopacidae. Gene Ontology annotation, cellular component: centrosome. Gene Ontology annotation, molecular function: protein binding.
CCCGCCCCCUCCCGGAAGCGCGCGCCCCGCGCGGCCAUGGAGGAGUUCCGGCGGGGCUACGCGCGGCUCUGCCCGGUGCCGCAGGGCUCGGUGCUGCGCCGGCUGCGGGACCCCACCGGGCCGCCGGGCAGCGCCCGCCUGGACCUAACGACGCUGGGGCUCUCGCUGGAGACCUGCGGGGCGCUCGGGCGGCUGCUGCCCGGAGCCGCGGCCUUCACCGAGGUGGCGCUCGGCGACUGCGGCCUCAGCGAGGAAGGUGUAAAGCUUCUGUUGCACGGGCUUUGCUCCAACACCACAGUCAAGUCUUUAGAUCUGAAGGGAAAUAACCUGCGAACCGUGGGAGCUGAGGCUUUGGGAAAACUUCUUAGGCAGAACAAAUCCAUCAGGAGCCUAAUCUUGGAAUGGAACAGCCUUGGCGUGUGGGAGGAGGGCUUCUCCUUUUUCUGCCAAGGUCUGAGAGCAAACAACGUCCUCCAGAAGCUGGAUCUGCGCAAUAACCAGAUCAACCACCAAGGGGCUGGAGAGCUGGCCAUGGCACUGAAACAAAACGCCAGUCUUCAGGAGCUGGAUCUGCGUUGGAAUAAUAUUGGGCUUCUGGGUGGCCGAGCUUUGCUGAACUGCCUGCACAGCAACAGGACGCUGAAGAGGCUGGAGCUGGCUGGGAACAACGUUCCUAGUGACAUCCUGAAGGCCGUGGAACAAGCCAUGAAUCACAACCAAGACCGUCAGGCUAUCCUGAACGAGACCCAGAACCGAACCUACAUACUCAGCAAGGAGGUUAUGAGUCUGAAGGAUGAGAAGACCAAGCAGUUCUUGGAUUUGAUGGACACUAUAGACAAGCAGAGAGAAGAAAUAGCCAGGAGUGGCAGGAUGUCUGCAGCACGAGUCACCCAGCUGCAGGAAGCGUUGGAUGAGCAGCACUCCAUUAUGAAUUCACUGAAAGCCAAGCUGCAGAUGACUGAGGCUGCCCUGGCCCUCUCUGAGCAGAAGGUGCACGGUCUGGGGGAGCUGCUGAAUGCCACCAAACAGGAACAGACCACCAUGGCCGAGCGCCACUUCGCAGAGCUCCAGCAGCAAAAGCAGGAAUGUGCUGAUCGAGAAGACAAGCUUUUGCGUGAUUUGUCUGCUGCCACUGACAAAAAUCUGCUUCUGAGAAACCAGGUGGAUGAGCUGGAGAAGAAGUGCAAAGUUCAGCAGGAUCAGCUAUUCCAGGUGAAACAAGACUUGACCAACACAACGGCAGAGCUGAAGCUGCGGGUUGCACAGGCUGAGGAACGCCUGGAAAUGGAGAAGAAGAGAUUUAAACAAAGCCUUGAAGACGUGGAAUCCCUUCGGUUAAAAGAGGUGGAUCAUAUGGCACAGCACCUCGAGGCCAGUGAACGCUCCAUGCAGGACAGGAUCCAGAGGCUGGAGGCCAUCAGGAUAGCGCUGGAGGAGGAGCUGAGCCAGGUGAAAGCAGCUGCGCUCACCGAGCGAGGGCAGGCAGAGGAGGAGCUGAUGAAGGUCCGGAGCCAGGCACGGCUGGAGGAGCAGCAACGACUGGAACACCUAGAAGAGAAGCUGCGGCUGAUGACUGAGUCUCGGGACGAAGCUCAGAACUGCUGCCUUAAGCAGAAACAAAUGGUUGCUGAUGCCCAGGCCAAAGCCAGUCAGUUGAGCCUGCACGCUGACGGGCUCAGGAGGCGGCUGGAGCAACUCCAGCAGGACCUGAACAGUAAAGAAGAGGAGAAAGUGAUAGAGGUGAAUAAAGUGAAAGUGGAGUUGCAGGAGCAGAUUGGACACCUGCAGGCUGAGCGCACAGCACAGGAAGGGCUGAGAGAGAAGAUUGCAGCCCUGGAGAGACAGCUGAAAGCCCUAUCAAGUAAUCACCGCGAGGCACUGCUGGACAAAGAGAGUGAAAUCUCCAUGCUGCUGGAGAAGCUGAGAAUGAAAGAGGCUGACAUCUCCAGGAUGAGGGAAGAAGAGGCCCAGCGAGCAAGUUUCUUGCAGAAUGCCAUCAUGGCCUAUGUGCAGGGCUCCCCCUUGGGAACCCACACUUCUCGGAAAUGAGAGCAUCCUUAAAGAACCCAGGUACCUGCUGUCAGGAAGAGGGUGAGCAACUCAGGUACAGCCCAUUCAUUCUAAGUUGGGACAGUUUUGUCGUGGUGGGGUGACACAAAGGCUUGCAGACACAGAAAAUCGCUGUCGCUCUUCAGAAACCUUGCUCCCGACUGCAUAAAGGAGAGGAGGAAACGACCAGCCGGGGCUGGGACACAGCCUCGUGGCUCUGAGUUCGUGAUGUGGAGCUCUGCCCCUGCACUGCUGCAGCGUUUGAAGUAGUUUCUGUGUCCUUUUACACAGCGCCUGUCUGUCAGCAUCCCACCCAGUUGUUACUGGGAGGGGGGUUGUAUGUCUCUGGGCAGUGGUCAUUCUGAAGCAUUCAUUAGGAUGGCAGGGCUGCGCACAGCAAAACACGAUAAAGGAUGGGCAGCAGUAGGUGUGAGCCGUGGAAUUCGCUCACGAGGUCCCGAGGCUGCUGGAAACACCAGGUCUAACCCCUGUGGUGUUACACCCAGUCCUCACCGGUGGAAGAAGGGGCUGGCAGGGCCCUUCCCCUGCCCCUCCGUGGCUCUGGCUGUGGUGAUGGGCAGUAGAUGUGCAUUCCUUAUAUAUAGAAAGAGCUCUGUGGGGGGGACGCUGCUGUGCGGUUGUCUCUCCAUACCCUGGUUGGACUCCUGGGCUUUGGGCAUGGUUCAAGGCCCGACAACAGUGACUGGCACGGAAAGGGGGGCACGGUGUUGGGGGCAGCGUCGGUGCUUCCUCACUGUGAGCUGCAGCCCUUGGCUGGAGGAAGUUCUGGUGGCCUAAAUGCAAGAGGAUUUCAUUCCACUGUGACAAAUGGCAAAACUGUCCUGCUGGCUCCUCGGGGCUCUGGGUCCAAGUGCUGUUUUUGGAGGAGCGAUGCUUCAGACUUGCUGCUGUGGAGCUCCUUCUCGGAGCACAAAGGAGGGGAGAAGGUGCUUCCUUUUCCUGGCAGCUCUGGUCCUCAUGUGGCACGGAGAAGGGGAAGGGAUGUGAGAGUCUGAAUCGGAGAAAACGGAGACUUCUGUCAGGACAGAGCCUCCUGUGAGUUUCCCCAUGAGUCUGGGGUGGAAGAAAUGAACUUGCAGUACGUAUUCAAAGAGGCAGCUGGAAAAUGAAGCUUUCUGUGUGGACUGGUUGGUUUGUGUUUGUGUUUUUUUUCAUAUUGGGUUUUGCUCUGCUUUUUUUUUUUUUUUUUAAUAAAAGAGAUUUUCAUUUUGCCAUAACACGGGCAGUG